UGCCCAUCGUAGAUGACUGCAUCUUCUCCUUUUAGAACCAAAACCCGACUUGUAUUUAAGAAAACACGCAGUAUUUCUUGCGAAAUUUAGCCAUAAAAAUGUCGAUCAACGAUGCAGAAGUUAAAAAACAGAUUGCGCAUAUGAUGGCUUUUAUAGAGCAAGAAGCCAAAGAAAAGUCAGAAGAGAUUGAUGCAAAGGCUGAGGAGGAAUUCAAUAUUGAAAAGGGUAGGCUGGUUCAAAAUGAGAGGCUUAAGAUUAUGAAUGUUUAUGAACGCAAAGAAAAACAAGUUGAACUGAGAAAGAAAAUUCAGCGUUCCAACCUAUUGAAUCAGUCAAGACUAAAGAUUCUUAAAGCUCAAGAUGAUCAUGUAAAGUGUGUUCUAGAGGAAUGUAGGGAGCAGUUGGGAUCAGUAACUAAAGACUCUGCUAAAUAUAAAGAAGUUUUACAAGGGCUAAUGACACAGGGUCUCUUUCAACUACUUGAGCCCAAAGUCAUUAUUUGCUGUAGACAACAGGAUCUAGAUCUAGUCAAGUCAGUCAAGGAUGCUGCCAUUGAAGUKUACAAGAAAGCAACUAAGAAAGACAUUGAAAUUAUUUUUGAUGAGCAAAACUUUCUGGGCCAAGACUGUUCUGGUGGGAUUGAAAUGCUUUCUAAAGGAGGCAAAAUUAAAGUGGUGAAUACUCUUGAGAGCAGACUAGAAAUGAUGAGUAGACAGAUGAUGCCRGAGAUCAGAGUGAUGUUGUUUGGACGCAACAAGGGCAGACAUUUCAUGGACUAAUGACAGACUACAUCGGUGAAGCAUAAUAAUAAUAUAGGGUACUGUAUAUUGCAUACAYGAUGAAAUUAUUUGAAAUUUUAUUAAUUGAUGGAAAUUUUGCUGGUAAAAAAUCACCCAAAAUAGUCAGUAACAUCAUCAGUCAUUACAAUAACAGCAACAUUUAUGCGAUUACGCAUGCUAUAUUGUAUAUGGCAKGGUACAUAACCAAUUUCAGUGCUAGGGUAACUGCUAAUUAAAGUUCUUCUAAACUUAAAACAAUUAUUCUCCUGUUUCCUCUAGUUACUAGAGGUGACUAUUAACUAGUAUGUUAUUCCUAUAGAGGUAGAGACUGUUACAUAACAACCUUACAUUCAAAAGGCUAUAACAGACUCUGCUGUGUGCUUGUCAUUACCCCACUUAUAUGAAAACUAGCCUUAUCUUAACAGUUUUUUAUUCUAUAGAAAGAAAAUUAUCAAUUUUAGACGCUCUUGUUCAGUAUUGUACUUUGUCAAUUUAAACCUGCAUGUAAUGAUUUUUAAUAUUGUAAGUCAUUAAAUAUGUUUCUGGAGGUUUAGGUUAUGAGGUUUGAAUCAAUAAAUAAUUAUUAUAAUCAUUAAAGAUACUUAUAAAUAGA
Messenger RNA from Actinia tenebrosa (Australian red waratah sea anemone), 1392 nucleotides. RefSeq names its product V-type proton ATPase subunit E. Gene Ontology annotation, molecular function: proton-transporting ATPase activity, rotational mechanism. The record is from RefSeq and is a predicted model, not a curated record. Lineage: Eukaryota; Metazoa; Cnidaria; Anthozoa; Actiniaria; Actiniidae. Gene Ontology annotation, biological process: proton transmembrane transport. Gene Ontology annotation, cellular component: proton-transporting two-sector ATPase complex, catalytic domain.